Molecule: messenger RNA, 1709 nt
Organism: Phascolarctos cinereus (koala)
Lineage: Eukaryota; Metazoa; Chordata; Mammalia; Diprotodontia; Phascolarctidae
Gene: JSRP1
Product: junctional sarcoplasmic reticulum protein 1
Biological process (GO): skeletal muscle contraction; regulation of ryanodine-sensitive calcium-release channel activity
Cellular component (GO): sarcoplasmic reticulum
Source: RefSeq, a predicted model, not a curated record
AACCCACUCCCUCCAGCUCCCAAUUUAAGAGCCGAGGAUUUAGAGUUGGAAGAGCCUGAGAGAGCCUCUAAUCCCGUCCUCUCAUUUUACAGGAAGGGGUCUGUGUGAGAAGCGUGUGAUGCCCCUCUGAGUCACAAAUUCCUGCUUUCUGAGAAGCCUGGCUUCAACAUGGCCACGGGGGACCUGGAGGUGCUGGACAGGGGUCUGGGCUGCCCCGAGGCCAUGGAGGAGCUGACCAAGUCAGUGGAGAGAUCCAGGAAAGAAUCGCAGGAGGAGGAGGAGGAGGCAAAAGGUGGUGAGAGGGCAGAAAGCAGAGAAGAGACAAGCAGCCAGGUGCAGGUGCAGGGGCCCGCUGAGGAGGAGCAGGCCCCGGAUGGGAUCGGGGAUGGUGCCAGGAAGCCCUCGAGGGUGAAGGCAGAGAAGGAGCACUCAGCCGACAAGGGGGGCUCCGGAAAGGAGAGAGGGAAGACAGCUGCAGCUCCUAAGAGCGUCCCUGCUAGGAAGAAAAUGAAGGCCCACUCCCAGCCCCAGGUGAAGCCACAGCCCCGGACGCUGGGGCCCCCGAGCGACGAGCUGCCUUGGGGAGAGAUCACCCUUAACAAGUGCCUGGCGCUGGCCUCGGUCGUGGCUGUCCUCAGCAUGGCCUUCCAGGUGUUCCAGGAUGUCAUUGAUGGGGAGGAGGAGGGCCCGGAGGCUGCCCCGGCCCUGUGGGCCUGGCCAGGCAGCAGUGCCCCGAGGGACAGCAGAGCCAAGCUGCAGCCCAAGCCCAGAGACUGGGCUAAGGCGUCAGCACCAGCCCCACCUCCAGGGCCCAAGCCCCCUGUGAAGGAGACACCCCGGACUGCCAUGGUCAAGGAGGCCUCACCCAAAGAGCCGGGCGCAGAGGGGCAAGAAGCAGAGGGCAAGGCGAGCCCUGCCCCGGCCCCAGAAGCAGCCGUUCUGCCUGAGAAGCCGCCCUGGGCAGCGCUGCCUAAGAAGGAGGAGAAGGCCAGGAACAAGAAGGGCUUCCGAGAGGACAGGGCCGAGCCCCAGUGGCAGCAAAGGAAGGAGGGCGGCCACGGGCCGCGGCUGCGCCGAGAAGGGAAGGAGGAGGCUCCACGCAGGCCCUGGGAGCGGGAGCAGGAGCACCGGCCCCCCGGCAGGCGGGAGGACUCCAAGAAGGCCCGGGAUGGACCCAGGAGCAAGAGAGAAGAGCAGCGGGGCCGCGGGGGGCGCGAGGGGCGCGAGGACAGGGACAGGUUCUUCCCCAAACAGAAGCACCGGGAAGGGAAGCGGAGGGACUGAGGCGGCCCCAGGAGGCCCGUCCCUGGCUCCCAGAGAGCACAGCCCUGCGGCCCAGCUCCUGCGUCCCGUUUCACCUGUGCUGUGCGGCCUGGCCAUCCCACCCCUUCUCCCUGUGACUCGUGUGGCCACCUGCACUCAAAUCCUGGCUCUCCAGUUAUUGUCUGUGUGCCUUGAGCAAGACACUUCUCCGAACCUCAGCUUCCCCUCCUAGACAAUGAGGCCUGACUACCACUGAGUGACUGUGACCGUGGGGGGGAUCGGCGCCAAGGUGCAGCGUGCAGCCUCUCUGGGGGGGCCGAGAGCUGCCACCAUAGCUGCUCCCCCAGCCCCUCCCCCAGCCUCCCGGGGGUGGUAGGGUUCCAGGGACACGAUCUGAGUUUAUCAAAGUGAGUGUUUAACAAUAAAAACACCAUCGUUCAGGCUUA